AGGGUCGCUCAGCAGCAAAGACUGGUGGUGAAGCCUUUCUUCUAUCAUUCCGUCUCCGCUGCGCUGCUCUCCUCAGUUUUUUUACUGUUACUUCUGGGGCUGUGCCUGCGCCCUGUCGAAACCCCUACGCUUCCUCUCUGCUUCGCUUCAUUGCGGGAUCUGCUGCAAUCCUCCUCCCUCUCUCACACCUGUCUUUCAGCGAAGAAACCAACUCCAGCACUGCCUCACCGCUGACGUCGCCUUGAGCGUCCGACGUUGGUAACGCCCCUCUUUAGUCGCAUAUCGCAUUGCGUUUUGAUCGGCCGCUUCGAGAUGACCCUCAGCCUUGACGCUCCCUAGGCCAUUUGGAAAAGAAAAAGAUGCGCAUUGGCUGUACCGAUGAGCACAGCGACGCUUCAGACGCCGCAGCAACAGCCGCCGCCGCAGCGAGCGGCCUCAGCUCAGGGCCAUAGACAGUACCUACGAACCAGCAACCCUCAAAACACCCGAAGCGCCUCCCACCCACAUCCCAGUCGUCAGUACGAUAAGGACCAGAGCCAGAAACAUGGAGAUCCAGCCCGGCCCAAGGAAGAGGGGGAGGUCAUGUCUCCGGAGGAGGUCUCUAAGCCCCCAGAAGAGAAGAAGCUUGGACAGUCAUCCCGCACCCUCAAAGUCUCCGACUUCGAGUUGAUGCGGACACUUGGAACCGGUACCUUUGCUCGAGUCUGGCUGUGCCGGUUCGCAAGUCCUCACCCGGAGGACAGGGACAAGGUGUUUGCGCUCAAGGUUUUGAAAAAGGUGGAUGUCAUCAAGUUGAAACAGGUUGAGCACGUCCGAAACGAGCGAGAUGUGCUCGCUGCCGUCGCUGGACACCCAUUCAUUACCACCCUAAUUGCGUCAUUCUCGGACGACACCUCACUGUACAUGCUGCUGGACUAUACCCCUGGCGGCGAGAUAUUCUCGUAUCUCAGACGGGCACGUCGCUUUCCCUUUUCGACGGUCCAGUUCUACGCGGCUGAAAUCACCUUGAUAUUGGCCUACCUCCAUGAGGUGCAAUUUGUUGCAUAUCGAGAUCUCAAGCCCGAAAAUAUCCUCCUCGACGUUGAUGGCCACCUCAAACUGGUUGACUUCGGUUUCGCCAAGUACCUCCCACCGAGUCCAGAACAGCAUGGCGACAAUGGCCAGAGCGCCACUCUUGAGAAGCUGGGCACCGAGCAUCCCGAGCCCCAGGCUAACGGAGCGGGUGUCACAUAUACUCUCUGCGGCACACCUGAAUAUCUAGCCCCUGAGGUCAUACGAAAUACCGGUCAUGGAACCGCAGUCGACUGGUGGGCGCUGGGGAUUUUGGUCUACGAAAUGCUGAUCGGUCAACCACCUUUUUGGGACCAAAACCCAAUGCGCAUCUAUGAGCAGAUUGUUGCUGGUCACAUUCGCUUCCCUACUGCGCACCCGUCCCAACAUGGACACCGUCAUAGCCUUCACGUGCCGCGGGCUGCACGAGAUUUCAUUCUUGCGCUGUGCAAGACCGAUCCCACGCAGCGACUCGGGCACAUUGCCGGAGGGAGCAAGAGAGUGAUGCAACACUAUUUCUUUGACGGCGUUGAUUGGGACGAGAUAUAUUAUCGGAAGAGGCGGGGGCCUAUUAUACCCAGGGUGGAAUGGGCCGGGGAUGCGGGCAACUUCGAUGAAUAUCCCGACCCUGUCGAAGGUGAAGAGAGCGAGGGCGGAAGAGGGAGGUACACGGAUGAAUUGCGGGAGGAGUGGGAAGACGCAUUCAAGGACUUUUAGGCUUUUCCAAUCUGGUGAGGACGCGAAAGUGAUGGGAACAAGGGAACCGGUGGGAAACGAGCACAGUCGGCGGAUUCGAAAGUGUAUACAAUCGGUCCACGCUUUGAAUGCUGAGCAUACGGUGUCGGAUUUUGAUCUGUAAAUGACUAGACAAAAGGGAGUUGGGUUUGUGAUUGCUCACGAGGGGAUAUUGUCAACCACCGCCGAAAUCAUGCGUCGUAACUCUAAUAUGCCUUUUUGUCGGGCCUCGAGAUACCAGUUUGAAGACGUAUCGAAGAAACAAACGACCUAUAUCACGGCUCCUGGUACGGAAAGGAGCACUACUGGGUUAGACUAUGUCGACUUGUUCGGCCUCAUGGAUGGUAUAGGAUUCUUCGCAUCCAAAAGGAGGGAGGUAUUGAUCCCCAACAACUGUCUGGGGAGAACCGUUUGGGGUUGCUCGUAUCUCAGGCAGGGUGGGCUCCUAUCACUUGUCGCAAGGCUGAGAAUUUGUUGCGAGGUUUGCAUAGCCCUGGCCUGAUGUAUGUCACUCGCGCAGUGCUCUUGGUAGAGCAUUGAGAAGCUUUGUCCCAAGGGGAAAUUUGAAGUCGCCAGUGUCUCCUGCAUCAUCUGGGAAGCUGGACAUCAA
Messenger RNA from Cladophialophora immunda, 2395 nucleotides. RefSeq lists its product as uncharacterized. NCBI's taxonomy places the organism in Eukaryota, Fungi, Ascomycota, Eurotiomycetes, Chaetothyriales, Herpotrichiellaceae. Gene Ontology annotation, molecular function: ATP binding; cAMP-dependent protein kinase activity. Gene Ontology annotation, cellular component: cAMP-dependent protein kinase complex; nucleus. Gene Ontology annotation, biological process: peptidyl-serine phosphorylation. The transcript has 2 exons. The record is from RefSeq and is a predicted model, not a curated record. The coding region runs from base 379 to 1767 and encodes 462 amino acids.